AUGAGAAUGAUAAAGAAAAUGAAACAUUACAUAGUUCCUAUUGAGGGUAAAAAAUAUUAUGAAGAUAGGAGGCAGCAAGAUAGAGUGGAGUUAGCCAAUGGUCUUCGAUCCCUCUUCUCUCAACUUCAACAACAAAUUCCUCACACGUCUUUUGACCUUGGUGUGUUUGGCUCUUUAUUGCUUGAUGAUCACUCGGAGAAGGAUGCUAAUUUUCAAGAUAAUAUGGAAGGAAUGCUUCCACUUCAGUCUGCAUCUACAUCUAAUCAGGGGGUGAACCACAUGACUGAUGAACAAGAAGAAGAAGUCAUUGAAGACGAAGAUGAAGACUUAAUUUGAUCAUGCAUGAUUGACACUUAUGCUAGUCCAUUAUUGUCACUCCAUGGAGUUGUAUAAACUCUACUGUCUAUAUUUUCUUUAUUUUGUUAUAUAUAUUUAUAAGUAGUAUGUACAAUCUUAGACAUCAAGUUUAUUGCACUAUGUGAAUCUAAUUGGGGAUCAAAAUUUAUGUAGUUAUGGAUGCUAAUAUUUGCUUGAAUCUUUGAAGUUUAUUGUAAAAAUGUUUAUUA
Messenger RNA from Chenopodium quinoa (quinoa), 566 nucleotides. RefSeq lists its product as uncharacterized. The transcript is spliced from 3 exons. Lineage: Eukaryota; Viridiplantae; Streptophyta; Magnoliopsida; Caryophyllales; Amaranthaceae. The record is from RefSeq and is a predicted model, not a curated record. Bases 1 to 336 code for a protein of 111 amino acids.